AUGGAAGAGCACAGGAUCAAAACGGACAUGUUUUCACUGAACAGCUCGGACCGCUUUGCACAACAUAUCAUAGAUGGAAGUCAACCAGAGAACAGUGAGAGGAAAGGCCCAGGACUGCUGUGUAAAGUCUGCUCUGAUUCAAGCAGUGGCAAACACUACGGCAUACACGCCUGCAAUGGCUGCAGUGGCUUCUUUAAACGCAGCGUGAGACGACAGCUCAUCUACAGGUGCCAGGCUGGGACCGGCAGGUGUCCUGUUGACAAGACUCAUCGGAACCAAUGCCAAGCUUGCAGGCUGAGGAAGUGUCUCCAAGCUGGCAUGAACAAAGAUGCGGUACAGAAUGAACGACAUCCACGAAGCACAGCACACGUCAGUUUAGACUACGCAAAAGAGAAGUCUAUAAAGGAGCACCUGUCCACCACACAGGAGCUCAGCCCUCCUGACAUCUACUCAUCUGUCAUCUCCAAACCUUUGGUCCAUUCAUCUUGUAGCCCGAACAACCACCGCUUCAUGGUCAGCCUGCUGACUGCAGAGACGUGUGCAAAACUGGAUCCAGGUGACGCAGAGGAAAAUGUUGAUGUGACAACUAAUGAUCCUGAGAGAGAUCGCACUCCGAUUGACUCUCACAGCUUCCCAUACAGCCGUUCAGAAAACAUAUAUGAGAUAUCAGCCCGACUCCUCUUCACAUCUGUCAAAUGGGCAAAAUAUUUGCCCGUUUUUGCUCACUUGGCAUUUCGAGACCAGGUGAUUCUGCUUGAAGAAGCUUGGAGUGAGAUGUUCCUUCUGUGUGCUAUCCAGUGGUCUUUGCCUAUGGACAGUUGUCCUCUUCUGUCCAUUUCAGAGCCUUACCAAACCCAGCAGACCACUGCUAACCUCUCCUCAGUGGACCUGCAGGUACUGGAAGAGGUCUUCAAACGCUUCAAGGUUCUGGCUGUUGACCCGACUGAGUUUGCCUGUUUGAAGGCCAUUGUCUUGUUCAAGUCGGAGACUCAUAGUCUUAAAGACCCAGAGAAAGUGGAAAAUCUGCAGGACCAGUCCCAGGUUCUGCUGGGCCAGCACGUUCAUUCAUCAUAUCCCAACCAGACUGCCAGGUUUGGAAGACUCCUGCUCCUGCUGCCGUCCCUCCACUUUGUGAGUUCCAGGAAAAUCGAGCAGCUCUUCUUUCACAGGACCGUUGGCAGUACACCCAUGGAGAAGCUGCUGUGUGACAUGUUCAAAAAUUGA
Nematolebias whitei (Rio pearlfish) is the source of this 1224-nucleotide messenger RNA. RefSeq names its product photoreceptor-specific nuclear receptor-like. The record is from RefSeq and is a predicted model, not a curated record. NCBI's taxonomy places the organism in Eukaryota, Metazoa, Chordata, Actinopteri, Cyprinodontiformes, Rivulidae. Gene Ontology annotation, biological process: positive regulation of transcription by RNA polymerase II; anatomical structure development; cell differentiation. The transcript has 8 exons. Gene Ontology annotation, molecular function: zinc ion binding; nuclear receptor activity; RNA polymerase II cis-regulatory region sequence-specific DNA binding. The coding region runs from base 1 to 1224 and encodes 407 amino acids.